GGUUAGCAACCAGUUAGUAGCAGGAUACGCCACAACUUCUGGGAGCAGGAAAGACUUCUAGCUUCCUAGUGGACACCUUUACUAGCGUUUGCCUAUAUUCUGUGAAAAGGAAGAAAUCAGCUAAAUUUUCAAAAUGCCAGUGGACACGCAAAAUGAGGUGGACAGUGAAACUGAAUCAGAAAAAGAAGCCAAGUAUUCUGCCAUUGUGAGAAGAAAGCCCGAAAAUGACCUUGAUGUUCCAGUAGUCCCUAAAAUUGAACUCCCAUUAUCUGUAAUAACCAUCAUCUCUAAGAUUGAGCAAGCACAGCUCCGUCGAGUCAGAGAGCACAUGACUAUGCACCUGGCUGAGAUAAUGAACAAUGUGCAUCAGAUAAUAACUCGCUAUCCUGUUGAUCUUAACGUGGCCUCUGGAAGGACUAUCGCCAAUAUAGAAUAUAAUAAAAAAAAGAGAACCGGUAUUUCAGAGAAAAUGAUUACUUUUGCUCAGAAUGCUGACAUUAAAGAAAAGACUUUUGCCUACAUUCUGUCCUGGCUAGAAGAAUGGAGUGCUCUUUUGUCUGAUAUGACUGUAAUUGAUAUUGAUGAACACCACCACUGGAUAGCACAAAUGGAGAUGUUACCAGACACAUUAAAAACUAUUGAAAACAAUGUGAAGACACUGAGUAGAUUCAGUGCAUCUUUCUUCGAAGAUAAGAGAAAACAAAAGAAAAAAACAUUAUCAAGAGGUAUUCUAUGGAAAACUUGGAAAGAACGAGUUAUAAAGCGACCUGCAACAGCCCAUCCUUUAAGACCAGAUCAGAUGAUUAAUGAUCAAUUUGCAACAAAUAUAAAGGUUUCAGAAAUCCAAGAUAUGCUACAGGAACUCAUAGGCACUUCAAUAUUCAAUAAAUUGGAAAACAAUGCUAUUAAAUAUAUAUCAACAACAAUAAUAAACCUUUCUAAAGCUUUGAGUUUGCUAAGUGAUGAAUUAAAAGUUGUUAACUUCCAAGGUAGCAAUAUUUAUGUAGAUGAAACAAGUGAUAAAAGAACAGAUCUUUCCAUGAAGAUGAUACAAGAUCUCAGUGAAGAAAAUGAAAUGCUUCAGCAGAAACUUCAAGACGCAGAAGAAAAAUAUGAACAACUUCAAACCAAAGUUGUUACAGAACGCCAAAUAUAUACAGCAUUGCCCACUUCAUCAACCUCGAAAAUGUUUCCUGGACCUUCUUCACAGUCAUCUAUUGCUGUUACCAAAGCUGGUGACAUAGAUGACAAUAUGGAAAAUAUUUUCACCAAAGAAUUUGGAGAUAUUGUAGAGGAAGCCCCCUCAAAAGUGAUCAAAGGCUCUCGGAAAAAGUGGGGCUCAACUCUUUCAUAUACAGCCCAACCUGAAAUCAUUCCAGAUUUAACUGAAAAACAACCACCUUUACCUGAAAAAAAACAGAAAAAGCCUCCUGAAGGUGAUAUCUAUGAGAAAGAUGAGACUGACGAGUAUCAAUCACAGAAAAGGAAGUACACAAAAGGCUUACAUGCCAGUGAAACCUCUGGAUCAAAUCUGAGUGAUAAUAAAAGUGAACAGAAAGUUUCCGAGGCCAAACUUAAUCAACCUGAGCUACAAACACUGGGAAAGAAAAAUGAAAGGAAAAGAAAUGAAAGGAAAUUAUUUUCUGAAGCCAAAUCAAAGUCACCCACUGAAUCACAAAGCCAACAUUUCCUUUUUACUGAAACAAAGAGCCAAAGUGGCAAAGAUGGAACAAGUAGCUUGUGGGAGCAACUCAAGAAAGGCAAACAUAAAUAUUCAUCUGUCAAAAGCCCAAUUUCAUCAGAGAUUAAAGUAAAACCCACCACUGAGUCAAUGGAGAAAGAGAGCAAAAGUGAGAUGAGUAGCCUAGCGGAGAUACUCAGGAAGAGUCAAUCAAAUUAUACCUCUGAACCAAAGAAGGAAAAAAAACUUAAAAAACACCAAAUCUCUUCAGAAACUACCACAAGCAAAGAAGAAAAAACCAAAAAGAAGGAAAUUUUAGCCUUCACCAAAAAAGCCAAGACUCCUCAACUUGUUAAAUCAUACUCAAGAAUACCAAAAAGGACUUCGGAAUCUACCAGAUCUCUAGAAAGUGAAGAUGACAAAAGUGAACAGACUAACCUAGAAGAAUUUCAGGAAGCCAUAAUGGAUUUCCUAAAGGAGAAAAUUGAUAACAUAGGAAAGCCUUUUGACAAAAAGACUGUGCUGAAGGAAGAGGAGUUAUUAAAAAGAGCAGAAGUUGAAAAAUUGGGAAGCAUAAAGGCAAAAAUGGAGGAAUAUUUCCAAAAAGUGGCUGAAACUGUGACUAAAAUCUUGAGGAGAUACAAAGAUAUAGAAAAGGAAGGACAAGUUGAAGAGAAACUUAUGAAACAAAAAAAGAUAGUUUCAUUUAUGCCAGGAUUACAUCUUCAGAAGUCACCAAUUAAUGCAAAAUCUGAAAGUAGUACCUUCCCCUUGUAUGAGAGCACAGAUCCAGUAAUUAACAAUUUACUACAAAUGAUCUUGGCUGAAACAGAAAGUGAAAGAGAUGUUCCAACAGUCUCAGUAGGAGGGAAAGACCACAAGAAGGAAAAACAAAGGCAGAAGGAAUAUUUGCAAGAGGGUCAAGAAAAAAUGUCUGGCAUAAGUCUCAAACACCAGUUGCUAGAAAAAAGAAAGCUUUCAAAGGACAGUGAUGAGAAGAUAAACAAUAAUUUGGAGGAGAAAAAGGCAUGGCUCCAGAUGGAGGGAACGCAAGGACAACAGAAGCAGAAAGAGGGGCAGGACGAAGUGUCGAAGAAACAGCAAAAACAGAGAGUUCAAAAGCAGAUUGAGCAAGACGAGAAGCAAAAGCAAAGGGGAAAGGAGGAGGAAGAGCAUCAGAAGCCUGCGCAGCAGCAGAUGGAAGCACUGAAGCAAAAAACGAAAGAGCAAGAGAUACUCUUCGAAAAGGAGAAUGAAGACACGGGGCAGGUUCAGAAGGACGCAGGAGAUCUGGAGCUGAAAAUGAGAGUGAAGAAAGAGAAGAAGCAGAAGCCAGGGAGAGAGGUAGAGGACCAAGAAAGGCAGAGGCAGAAUGAAGCAAAGGAUCAGAUGAAGAUUGAGGAGGAAAAACCUGAAGAGAUAGUAAAAAUGGUCACCCAAGCUCCAGUGACAUCAUCUUUCAAGCAGAGAUUAUUGGAAGAUGUAGCCAAUUUAAACGAAGAAAGAGAAUUCCAUAGGAAUCUGAAGACUUCAGAGAUUUUUCCUGAUCAAAAGAAGUCCAUACCAAUAAUUCCAACCACUUCCACACAAUCCUCCCCAUCUGAGGUCCUUCCCAUUUCUGGAGAGCCUAUGACAAAGCACAUCACUCUCACCUCUCAGCAGGCCCAGGACCCAGGGAUCACUCUCACCCCUCAGAAGUCUCAGGCUCAGGGGAUCACUCUCACCCCUCAGAAGGCUGAGGAUCAGGGGACCACUCUCACCCCUCAGAAGGCUGAGGAUCAGGGGACCACUCUCACCCCUCAGAAGGCUGAGGAUCAGGGGACCACUCUCACCCCUCAGAAGGCUGAGGACAUCACUCUCACCCCUCAGAAGUCUCAGGCUCAGGGGAUCACUGUCACCCCUCAGAAGUCUCAGGCUCAGGGGAUCACUGUCACCCCUCAGCAGGCUCAGGCUCAGGAGACCACUCUCACCCCUCAGAAGGCUCAGGCUCAGGGGAUCACUCUCACUCCUCAGAAGUCUCAGGCUCAGGGGAUCACUGUCACCCCUCAGAAGGCUCAGGCUCAGGAGACCACUCUCACCCCUCAGAAGGCUCAGGCUCAGGGAAUCACUCUCACCCCUCAGCAGGCUCAGGCUCAGGAGACCACUCUCACCCAUCAGAAGGCUCAGGCUCAGAGAAUCACUCUCACCCCUCAGAAGGCUCAGCCUCAGGGGAUCACUCUCACCCCUCAGAAGUCUCAGGCUCAGGAGACCAUUCUCACCCCUCAGAAGGCUCAGGCUCAGGAGACCACUCUCACCCCUCAGAAGGCUCAGGCUCAGGAGACCACUCUCACCCCUCAGAAGGCUCAGGCUCAGGAGACCACUCUCACCCCUCAGAAGGCUAAGGCUCAGGGGAUCACUCUCACCCCUCAGAAGGCUAAGGCUCAGGACAUCCCUCUCACCCCUCAGAAGUCUCAGGCUCAGGGGAUCCCUCUCACCCCUCAGAAGUCUCAGGCUCAGGGGAUCCCUCUCACCCCUCAGAAGGCUAAGGCUCAGGGGAUCACUCUCACCCCUCAGAAGUCUCAGGCUCAGGGGAUCACUCUCACCCCUCAGAAGUCUCAGGCUCAGGACAUCCCUCUCACCCCUCAGAAGUCUCUGGCUCAGGGGAUCCCUCUCAUCCCUCAGAAGACUCAGGCUCAGGAGAUCACUCUCACCCCUCAGAAGGCUCAGGCUCAGGACAUCCCUCUCACCCCUCAGAAGACUCAGGCUCAGGGGAUCACUCUCACCCCUCAGAAGACUCAGGCUCAGGAGAUCAUUCUCACCCCUCAGAAGUCUCAGGCUCAGGAGAUCACUCUCACCCCUCAGCAGGCUCAGGCUCAGGAGACCACUCUCACCCCUCAGAAGGCUCAGGCUGAGGAGAUCGCUCUCACCCCUCAGCAGGCUCAGACUCAGGGGAUCGCUCUCACCCCUCAGAAGGCUCAGGCUCAGGAGAUCACUCUCACCCCUCAGAAGGCUCAGGCUCAGGAGACCGCUCUCACCCCUCAGAAGGCUCAGACUCAGGGGAUCGCUCUCACCCCUCAGAAAGCCCAGGCUCAGGAGAUCACUCUCACCCCCCAGCAAGCUCAAACUCAGGGGAUCACUCUCACACCUCAGCAGGCUCAGGCUCAGGAGAUCACUCUCACACCUCAAAAAGCUCAGGCUCAGGGGAUCACUCUCACCCUUCAGAAGGCCCAGGCUCAGGAGAUCACUCUCACUCCUCAGAAGGCUCAGGCUCAGGGGAUCACUCUCACCCCUCAGAAGGCUCAGGCUCAGGGGAUUAUUCUCACCCCUCAGGAGGCUCAGGCUCAAGGGAUCACUCACACCCCUCAGAAGGCUCAGGCUCAGGGGAUCACUCUCACCCCUCAGAAGUCUCAGGCUCAGGGGAUCACACUCAUCCCUCAGAAGGCCCAGGCUCAGGAGAUCACUCUCACCCCUCAGAAGGCUCAGGCUAAGGGGAUCACUCUCACCUCUCAGAAGGCUGGGACUCAGGGGAUCACUCUCACCCCUCAGAAGGCUCAGGCUCAGGGGAUUACUCUCACCCCUCAGAAGGCUCAGGCUCAGGAGAUCACUCUCACCCCUCAGAAGGCUCAGGCUCAGGAGAUCACUCUCACCCCUCAGAAGGCUCAGGCUCAGGGGAUUACUCUCACCCCUCAGCAGGCUCAGGCUCGGGAGAUCACUCUCACCCCUCAGAAGGCUCAGCCUCAGGGGAUCACUCUCACCCCUCAGAAGGCUCAGCCUCAGGGGAUCACUCUCACCCCUCAGAAGGCUCCGGCUCAGGGGAUCACUCUCACCCCUCAGAAGGCUCAGCCUCAGGUGUUCACUCUCACCCCUCAGAAGGCUCCGGCUCAGGACAUCACUCUCACCCCUCAGAAGGCUCAGCCUCAGGUGUUCACUCUCACCCCUCAGAAGGCUCAAGUUCAGGGGAUCACUCUCACACCUCAGAAGGCUCAGGCUCAGGGGAUCACUCUCACCCCUCAGAAAUCUCAGGCUCAGGGGAUCACUGUCACCCCUCCACAGGCCCAGGCUCAGGGGAUUACUCUCACCCCUCAGCAGGCCCAGGCUCAGGGGAUCACUCUCACCCUUCAGCAGGCACAAGACCUGGGGAUCCUUCUCAACCCCCAGCAGGCCCAGGCAGGGAUCACUGUCACCCCUCCACAGGCCCAGGCUCAGAGGAUCACUCUCACCCCUCAGCAAGCCCAGGCUCAGGGGAUCACACUCACCCUUCAGCAGGCACAAGACCUGGGGAUCCUUCUCACCCCCCAGCAGGCCCAGGCUCAGGGGAUCACUGUCACCCCUCCACAGGCCCAGGCUCAGGGGAUCACUCUCAGCCCUCAGCAGGCCCAGGCUCAGGGGAUCACUAGCAGGGUACAAGACCUGGGGAUCACUCUCACCCCCCAGCAGGCUCAGGCUCAGGGGAUCACUCUGACCCUUCAGCAGGCACAAGACCUGGGGAUUACUCUCACCCCCCAGCAGGCUCAGGCUCAGGGGAUCACUCUUACCUUUCAGCAGGCCCAGGACCUGGGGAUCUCUCGCACCCCUAAGAAGCCCCAAGUUUUUGGUGUCACACUUACACAUGAGCAGGCCCAGGCACUGAGGCCUUCUGUCACUCUAGAACAAGCCCAGACAUUGAAAGUUCCUAUCACUCCUAAGUAUACCAAGGUACUAAAGGCAUCUGUCCUCUCUGAACAGACCCAGGCAAUGCAAUUCCCACUAACUACUGAACAGGCCCAGAGAUUUGGGGUCCCUAUCACCCAAGAACAAGCCAAGGCACUGGGAGUCACUCUUAUGCCAGAGCAGACCCAGGCAUUUAGCCUGCUCACUCCUGAGCAGGCUCAGGGACUGGAGCUUUCUCUCACCCCUGAGCAAGUCCAACCUUUGGGAGUCCCCUUAACCCCAGGACAGAUCCAGUCUGCAGGUAUUACUCUCAUAUCUGAGCAUGACCUGAAAUUAAGGGGUUCUCGCACACCAGGUGCUCCUCACAUUCCUAAGCAACCCACCACGUCAGCUCCUUCUGCUUAUAGACCAUUUCAGGGAUUGAAGCCUUCUGUCCCCACUAGGCAAUCCAUUAUAUCUCCAAGCUUUAGGCAGUUCCCGGCAUCAUCUGCUCCCAUCACAGAGGAGUUUCCUACAUUUGGGAUAUCUUCUCCUCCUUUGCAGAUAUCAGGGCCUCCUCUCACCCAACACCUUUUUGCCCCUGGGAAGCCCCCAGAAAUGGGGAUUCUUCCUGAACCUAAGAAACUCCUGGAACCACAGACCCUUCCUUCCUCUUCACAGACUCUGAUAUAUAGAGGUCCAUCCACUCCUGCACAGUUCCUAGCACCAGAGGUUCCUCCUACCCUUGGACAGCUCCCAAUAUCUGGGUCCCCUCCCACUCCAGGGAAGCCCUUUGAACUGGAGGCCCCUAACUCUAGGCAGUUCUUCCUAUCUAGGGCCUCUCUGACUCCCCGGCCACCUUUAAUGUUGAAGGCCCCUCUUGCUCCAAGGCAGCCUCUUGUAUCUGGAAUACCAUCCACUUCUGGACAGAUUCCCAGUCUCUGGGCUCCUCUUUCUCCUGGGCAGCCCUUGGUUUCUGGGAUCUCUUCCAUCCCCAAGCAGCUCCUGGAAUCCAAACCCGUAACCCUCUCUGAGUGGUCCCAGGCAUUCCAGCUUCCUGCCACCGCUGAGCAAUCUCCCUAUAUGCAGGCCCCUUCUACCCUUGGGCAGCAUCUAGCACCAUGGAUCUUUCCUGGGCAAGCUCCCCUAUUAUGGAUUUCUGGGUAUCCCCACCCACCCUUGGCCCCCCUAACCCAUGGAAAGCCCCAGAAAGGUUUGUCCUCUUCUGUUGCUAGGAGAAGACUGGCAAUUAUUUCUUCUCUGAAAUCUAAAUCAGCAUUGGUCCAUCCCAAUGCUCCAGAUUUCAAGGUACCUCAAGCUCCUUUAACCACUAAGAAGGUCCAAAUGUCAGAGGUCUCUGAUACUUAUGAAGGAACCCAGGCAUACCAAGAUGCUUUUGCCAUAGAACCAUUGAGAACAGUUCAGUCCUAUCUCACCAAUUAUAUGACACCAGUAUCACGAACCCCUUAUAUGAAGCCUAUAACAUCACUACCUUCUCUUACUACUCAACUACUCAAAACAUCACAGAUCUCACCUUCGGAACGGGACCGGAGAUCCCGAUUCCCCCGGACCAAGAAACCCAAGAUGAUGGUGCCCCCUUCUUCUCCCCAGGGGCUUGAAGACAAGAGGUAUUUUGUUGAUGUAGAGGCUCAGAGGAAGAACCUGAUACUAUUAAAUCAAGCCAAAAAAACUUCUGGACUCCCUUCACAGCUAUACACAACAGCUAGGAAUCUCAUAAUUGAGACACUUCAUAUGGACACAGUUCGGCUGGGAUACCUAUUCCGCAAGUACAUUGCCUAUAGGCUGAUCCAGAGUGCCAGAAACAACAUAAUCAAACGAUUAAAAGCCACCCAAAACACUGGGAAAGGUUAUGAGACCCAGAACCUCUACAUAACACUGAUCAGAAUUGAUGACUACCAGAAAAAGGUUAUGCGGGUCUGGACUGAGAAGCAGAAGUCUCUAGAGCAGAAACGCAAUCAGUGCCUGAGGGAAAUGAUUCACUUAUUUGGCCAGCUCAAAGAGAUAUAUGAAUUGAAUCUUAAGCAACCUAUCCCCUUGAUCAUUGAGAAAAAGCAGAUACCUGCCUCUACCAAACCUGUUCAACAGCCAUUGCCAGACUUACUAAUGAUAGAAGAUGACACAAAAUCUGACAUGUUGAAGAAAUUUAGGCAACAAGAAGACCAGAUGGAGGCCAUGUGGAAUAUUGAUAUUUCUGUUUCAAGCUACCCAAUAGAAGAGAAGACAUCAAUGCAUUCACUCUGGGCCCAGCUGGGUGGAUACCCAGAUAUUCCUAGGCUGCUUCAGUUAGAUAUUCAGUCUACCUUCAGAAAAUCUCUUGCAUCCAUUCAAUCACAGUUUAAGAAUAUUCCCAAGUGACUGAAAAAUUAAAUACAAGCAUGUUGAAAGUAAAUUUUGUUAUAUUUCAAUAAAAUGUCUAUUUUG
Messenger RNA from Microcebus murinus (gray mouse lemur), 8731 nucleotides. Lineage: Eukaryota; Metazoa; Chordata; Mammalia; Primates; Cheirogaleidae. The record is from RefSeq and is a predicted model, not a curated record.